UACAUCCCGGAAGUCAAGACCCUCCUGGAACGCGCCAUCAACGAGUUUUAUUGCUACCUGUACACUACUAAUGCAUUUCCCAGCAACGAACAGGCCGAAAAAGCCAUCACAGACGCGUGGCAAGUGGCGUACGCGUCCCAUACUAAGAACAGAGACGCGCCGCCAUAUGAGCUGGACCAGCGAAUGAUCCGCCUGGCAAGUCCAUCCCUCACGUUCGACAUUCGCCCUCAUGAAGAAACAACACGGGACCGUUUUGCGGAGAACAAUGUCGUGUUUGAAGCAAUCUCAGCCACCUUCUUCGAUUCAGGAGACGGCCACUCCAGCAUGGGAUUCCAAUACCCCGAGCGGUUCAAUCCACUUCCAAACGAGUCCAUUGCAUUCGUGAUGACUAUUAUUCGAGCACAUAUUGCAGAAUGGAGCAGUGGCAAGAAGGUCGCAGAUACGUUCAACCACGGAGACCGUGGUGACGAUUCCUCAGGGCAUGCCAAGCACUACCGGGGCUUCCUCGCCAAUCUCAAGGAGUACGAGGCAGCGAACCCGCAAGCGUGGAAGAACAUCCGGACUCGCAUGUAUUCACGCGCCUUCCGUGCUGGUGGGGGGACUGAUCUCAAUAUCUCAUCCACGCGGGUCUCGAGCGCCGCGAUGAGCAGUGCAACCAGUCAGCUGGCGGGGCGGACCGGGCUUACUGACAGCGAGUCGGAUCAUGAGCCUUGA
This is a messenger RNA of Epithele typhae, 714 nucleotides long. RefSeq lists its product as uncharacterized. The record is from RefSeq and is a predicted model, not a curated record. The annotation marks the transcript as partial. The transcript has 4 exons. Lineage: Eukaryota; Fungi; Basidiomycota; Agaricomycetes; Polyporales; Epitheliaceae.